Messenger RNA from Megalops cyprinoides (Indo-Pacific tarpon), 13311 nucleotides. RefSeq names its product microtubule-associated protein 1A-like. The record is from RefSeq and is a predicted model, not a curated record. Gene Ontology annotation, biological process: axonogenesis; microtubule cytoskeleton organization; regulation of microtubule depolymerization. NCBI's taxonomy places the organism in Eukaryota, Metazoa, Chordata, Actinopteri, Elopiformes, Megalopidae. Bases 376 to 10413 code for a protein of 3345 amino acids. Gene Ontology annotation, molecular function: actin binding; microtubule binding. Gene Ontology annotation, cellular component: synapse; neuronal cell body; cytosol. The transcript has 5 exons.
AGGUCAGAGAGCUCUGCAUUACUGCAGCAAUGUGCUCAAGACCGUGGUCUUAGUCAAUCUGUCACAGGACACAGUCACUUCUGGGGUGCACUGAUCUGUGAUGCAGCUGCCCAUAAGCUGCUGAUCCUCAGUGGACAGAGUUCAGACCAGGGUAGUGACCUUCUUCUGCAAAGUGGGACAUUCUCCUUUAAAAACUUCUCUGACAUCUUCACUGAUCCUGGGGUUCUUGACCUGCUGGGUGGGGCAGCCCCUGACCAACGGACUGUGCUCACAGUAUCCUGUCGUGGGGAAGGGUGCUGGAGCUCCCUGGGCCAGCAGCAGUUCUUCUGGGAGUUUCUGGAAUACAGACUGAACCCUGAACCUGCACUGCCAGAGAUGGAAGGUGUCACAGAAUUCACAGAGUUUACCUCCGAGACAGUGGAAGUGCCCUCUCCCUUCGACCUUCUAGAGCCACCCACCUCCGGUGGAUUCCUGAAGCUGUCCAAGCCAUGCUGCUACAUCUUCCCUGGAGGUCGAGGAGACUCCGCCCUGUUUGCUGUGAAUGGCUUCAAUAUCCUGGUAGAUGGUGGCUCAGAGCGCAGGUCCUGCUUCUGGAAGCUGGUCAGACAUUUGGACCGGAUUGAUUCCAUUCUCCUGACCCACAUUGGGGCCGACAACCUCCCUGGCAUCAAUGGGCUCCUCCAGAGGAAGAUCGCUGAACAGGAAGAGGAAAGGUCCCAGGGCUCCACCUCCUAUAGUGACUGGUUGAAGAACCUAAUCUCCCCAGAGCUUGGUGUUGUGUUCUUUAAUGUUCCUGAGAAGCUACGAAUGCCUGAGUCUGCUUUAAAAGCAAAGCGAAGUAUAGAGGAGGCUUCCCUAACCUUGCAGUACCUCAGCAAGCUGGGGAUCACGCCUGAGCCACUCUACAGAGUGGUCAGUAAUACUGUUGAUCCCAUUACACUUUUCCACAAGAUGGGUGUGGGCAGGCUAGAUAUGUAUGUGCUAAAUCCUGUGAAGGACAGCAAGGAGAUGCAGUUCCUCAUGCAGAAAUGGGCAGGCAACAGUAAGGCUAAGACUGGGAUUGUGAUGCCCAAUGGAAAAGAGGGAGAGAUCUCUGUUCCUUACCUGACAUCUGUUACAGCUCUAGUGGUCUGGCUCCCAGCUAACCCCUCUGAAAAAAUAAUUAGAGUGCUGUUUCCUGGAAAUGCACCACAAAAUAAAAUCAUUGAGGGACUUGAAAAAUUAAAGCACCUUGACUUUUUGCGGUAUCCAGUGGCCACUCAGAAGGAUCUAUCUUCUGGGGCUCCUCCUUCUGUCACAAAACAGACAAAAAUGAAGCAAAGGGUGGACAGCAAAGAUAGCCUUAAAUCUUCCCCCAAAACGCAUUUAGCCUCUAAAGCUGCAAGGAAAGAGCCAGAUGGAUAUGAAGACAUGUCAAUCACAGAGACCAAAAGUGAUUCUGCAAAGGAAAACAAGAUUGAAAAGACAGAGGAAAAGAAACUGAGAGAGAGUGACAAAACUACCAAACCAGCAAAAGCAAAGGUUGAUCCAUUUGAAACAGCAAAACAAGACAGGAAGAAGCUACUUAAGGAGAAAUCCAUAAAAAAACACACUAAGGAAAGGGCAUCCAAAAUAGAUGAGAAGAAGGACAAAGAAAAAAAGGAGAACAGGAAGGAAAGACGUGAGGUGAAGAAAGAUGAUGUCACUAAAAAAGAUGGUAAAAAAGAAAGUAAGAUGAAAGAGGACAAAAAGGAUACAGCUAAGCCAGAAAUGAGAAAAAUGAUUAAGCCUGACCUGAAACCCUUUACUCCAGAGGUCAGGAAGACCCUGCACAAGGCUAAAGUUCAUGUAAAACCUAAGACAGAUAAAACCAGAGCCAAAGCAGUGAAGGAACAAGAAGCUGAAGAGAAGCCUGUUGAAGAACCAGCUAUAGAGGAAACUCAGCUGGAAACAGAAACCCAGUCAGUGACACAACUGGAGAUCCAGUCAGAAUUCCAAACUGAGAUUGAAUUGGUGACCACACCAGAGAUCCAAUUUGAUAUUCAGUUAGACACACAACCAAAUAUCCAGUCAGAAACCCAACCUGAAAUUGAGUUAGAAGCCCAACCAGAAACUCAAUCAGAAAUCCAGGUAGAGACUCAACCAGAGAUUCAAGCAAAGAUUCAACCUGAGAUUGAGUUAGAGACCAAGGCAGAGGUCCAGUCAGAUAUCCAGUUAGAGGCCCAACCAGUGAUCCAAUCAGAAACUCAACCAGAAAUCCAGGCAGAGACUCACCCAAAGAUUCAAGCAGAGACUCAACCUGAGAUUGAGUUAGAGACCACACCAGAGAUCCAGUUGGAUAUUCAGUUAGGCAGACAACCAGAUAUCCAAUCAGAAACCCAACCUCAUAUUGGGUUAGAGACUAUACCAGAGAUCCAGUCAGAUGUCCAUUUAGAAGCACAACCAGAGAUCCAGCCAGAAAUCCAGGUAGACACUCAACCAGAGAUUCAAGCAAAGGCUCAAACUGAGAUUGAGUUAGAGACCAAGGCAGAGAUCCAGUCAGAUAUCCAGUUAGAGGCCCAACCAGCAAUCCAAUCAGAAACUCAACCAGAAAUCCAGGUAGAAACUCACCCAGAGAUUCAAGCAGAGGCUCAACCUGACAUUAAGUUAGAGAAUAAGCCAGAGGUCACAUCAAGUAUCCAGUUAGAGGCCCAGCCAGAGAUUCAGUCAGAAUCUCAGCCAGAAAUUCAGGUAGAGACUCAACCAGAGAUUCAAGCAGACACUCAACCUGAGAUUGAGUUAGAGACCCGGCCAGAAAUCAAGUCUGGUAUCCAGUUAGAGGCUCAAACAGAGAUCCAGUUAGAAGCUCAACCAGAAAUCCAGGUAGAGACCCAAUCAGAGAAUCAAGCAGACACUCAACCUGAGAUUGAGUUAGAGACUAAGCCAGAAAUCAAGUCAGGUAUCCAGUUAGAGGCUCAACCAGAGAUCCAGUUAGACGCUCAACCAGAAAUCCAGGUAGAGACCCAAUCAGAGAAUCAAGCAGACACUCAACCUGAGAUUGAGUUAGAGACUAAGCCAGAAAUCAAGUCAGGUAUCCAGUUAGAGGCUCAACCAGAGAUCCAGUUAGACGCUCAACCAGAAAUCCAGGUAGAGACCCAAUCAGAGAUUCAAGCAGACACUCAACCUGAGAUUGAGUUAGAAACCCAACCAGAGAUACUGUUAGGUAUCCAGACAGAAACCCAGCCAGAGAUCCCAUUGAUGAUUCAGUUAGAGACUCAACCAGAGAUCCAGUCAGACAUCCAGUUAGAAAACAGACCAGAAAUCCAGUCUGAGACACAACCAGAGAUCCAGUCAAAGACUCAACCAGAGACCUUGUCACAGACACAACCAAAGUUCCAGUUAGAGGCACAACCAGAUAUCCAGCCAGAAACCCAACCUCAGAUCCAGUCAGAGACUCAACCAGAGACACCAGCAGAUAUCCAGUUAGAAACUGGAUCAGAGAUCCAGUUAGAGACACAGACAGAGAUCCAGUCAGAGAUCAGGUUGGCAACCUGGCCAGAGAUGCAGCUAGAGACCAAACUAGAGAUGCAGUCAGACAUUGAGCUGAAGACAAUGGAGGAAACACUGAGAGUGAAGGACAAUUCAAAGCCUCUUGCAGAUGACAGUGUGACUCGAAGCCCUCACCAGGAGGCAGAGGCAAUACAAAUUGAGGUCAAAUCCCAGACUGCGCCAGACGUAAAGGCAGCACCCUUGGAGUCUGGCGUUGAAAGAAUAACAACAACAGACACUGAGAUUGAAUCUCCACAGCAGCCCCCAGAAGAAAAUGAAGCACAACCUGCAGCCAAGGAUAAAGACAAAUUUGAGGAUGAAGAUGCAGCUAUGGAGGAUGAAGAUGAGGAGAGAGAGGAAGAGAAGAAAGAAAGUAUUGAGAAGAAUACAGUAGAGGAAGAAGAGGAUAUGGAGAUGAGGGAAGAGGAAGUUGAGGGAAAAUGGAAGGAUUUGAAAAAGAAUGAGGGAGUCGAUAGAAAGCAUGAAGAAGAGGAAAUGGAGAAAUAUGAAAAAUGCACAACAAAGGUUGAAAUGAAAGAGAAAGCUACAAAGGCUGAACCUGAGGUAGUAGAGGAGCAAGAACAGGAGGAGGAAGACAAUAUUAUUGAAAAAGCUGAGCUGGAGGAGGCAAAAGGCUUAAAUGCAAUUGGUGAUGAGGAGUUGAAAGUAGAAACCAAAGAGAACAAAAAAAUAUUUGUCAAGGAGUGGGACACUAGACAAAUGGGAGAGGAAUUGGCUACAAAAGAAGAUGAUGAAGAUGCAUAUUUAUGGAAUGUUGGAGCUACCACAGCAGCCAUUACAUCAAUUACACAAGGAGUCACCACAGCAGAACCUGUCUCCUACAGUCAAGAUGAAACCAUACCUGCAUAUUCUGAAACUGAACAGACUCUCUCUGAUGAAGAAAUUCACGAGGAAACUGAAGACAGGAUACCACAGCUCCACUAUGAAGUUAGGACUUCUGACAUUUCUGUCCCAGAUGAAACCAGCUCAUUUGAUGUUAUCCAUGGCAUGAGGGAGUUGACAACACCUACUGUGCCUGAUGUGACAGACUUAACAACAAAAGGGUUUAUGGAAGCCCAAGACCCUGAGUACUCCGCUAACAUUAUUGCUGCACCACUGGCAGAAGAAGAGCACAUCUCCUCUGCCGCUUCCAUCACUGAAUGUGACAAACUGUCAUCCUUUGCCACUUCUGUUGCUGAAGAUCAGUCUGUGGCUUCUGUAACAGCAGCUCAUACUGAGGAAACCAGAAGAAGCUCUCUGCUUCUGGAUACUGUCAACAGCCUACCAUCAUCUGCUCACACAGAAGCCACCCAAGGGAGAGACUACUUGCACUCUGCAGGGACAAUCUCACCCACAUCUUCCCUGGAGGAGGACAAGUACUUCAAAUCGCCUCCCUCUGAGGAAUACCCGGCUAUUGUGGCAGAAACAGAGACUGUGCAAGUCCACGAGGAGAAAGAUGAAGAGGAGGAAGAAGAUGGAGAUGAAACUCCUAAUGCUGACAUUCCUCUUGGUAAGCUCCAAGAAGGUUAUGCAUCCCCAUCGAUGGUGCAGGACAGAGAUUGCAAAAGGCUCACUUUGACUGUGUCACCACCCAGUUUGACAUCUUGCAUCGACAUUAAGGCUCCUCACCCACCCAUUGUAGAUGAGGUGCAGACAUCUGUUGCCAAAGAGGAUAUUAUGUCUGUAGAAGCUACAAAACUAUCAUCUUCCCCACUCUCUUUUUCCACCAUUUUGGAAUCCGGUGCAUUUCCAAAAGGGGAGGAGAGGUGUCUCAGCCUGGAUGAUAAUACUUUGAAAAUGGCUUCUUCCACGCAAUCUGGCCCUCCCAGUGCAGGCAACUCACCCUCCAAUCGGUCACCUGUAAAGGAGAAAAGUAAAGGGUUCCCUGAACAAGAGGACAAAAAAGAUGAAAAGAAAACACAACCACCAGUCUCUAAAGCAGAACAAAAAUGUGACAGGACAGACAAGACAGAAUUUAGUCUGCAAAAAAAAGAGCAGCAUGAAACAGACACAGACACGUUGCCAAAUUCAGAAAAAGAAGCAAAAGAUAAAGCUGUUACAUUACAGCAAAUGCAAGAUGAGCUCCCCCCUACCCAAGAAGAGCAUCCAGUGAAACAGGAAACAAAGCCAGUUACUGCAAUAAAAGGCUCUAGAGAAAAGCAAAAUAUUUCUCUAAUGGAAAAAGAAUGUGAAGAUUCUCUUACAAAGGAUAUUUCCAAAGAAAUGGCCCUGUUUGAAGAGAGUCAUGAUGAAGCAGAAAAUUAUGAAAAUAAUGAUUCAAAUGCAAAAUUAACAGAGGUAAAGAAGAACAAGGUCUUGGAUGAGGGGAGCAUCUGUGAGGCUAAAUCUUCCAAGGAGGAGAGGAUUGAGGAGGAAGGAAAAAAACAAGGACAAAAUACACAGGCUGCAUCACUUGAAAAGCCAGCAGUGGCUAACUCUUAUGAAGAACCCAAGCAUCAAGGUUUGCACUCUGAGGAAGAGGAAGAGGAGGAGGAUGAAGAUGAUGUCACUUGCAUCGAUGGAGCAGAAUCUAGACCUUUUUCACUGGAACCCAGCAAAUCUGAUGUGUCUGAUGUUUCUCAAGAGCCAUCACCCACUAUUGCUGAUCAGCUAAAAGAGAGCAGUGAUAAAAAAGAAACAACAAUUCCUUCUCAUGCAUUCCCAAAACAGGAUUUACAAACAUCACCUCCUGCUGAUGUCAAAGACAAGGUGCAAGAUCUGCAUGGAAUCUCACCUGAACCAGAGGAGAUCACAUACCCAGAAAAAACAGCAACAUCAUCAUCACUGUCUCUCUCAGACAUUAGCACCAGUGCCUCUGCUAUGGGCACUGAGCCUGCCUCUCAACCCACUGACAUUGAAAACACAUCUGGGGGGUUGAUACUUAGCAGUGCUGAAAGCCAGGGCAGUACUGACAAAUCUUCUCAACCUGACAUAACAGUGCCUUUACUCAUUCCAAGCACAGAUGGUGACCGUCACACCAAAGAAGCAAUAGGAGAGACAACUGAGGAGGAACAGGAGAAGCCAGGGAAGGAGGCGAGAAGGGAAAUGGAGAGAGAGUGUGAGACUGCCUCUCCAGUCUCUUUAGUACCUACUUCCACAUAUUUUUCCCUGGAAAAAGAUGAAACAGUCAGCUCCUCUCUUGACAAUAAAGAUGCAGAUGCUGUGGAAGUAUAUUUCCCAAAAGACAAAGAAAGCCAUGAUGCCUUUAAGUAUUGUCGUGAAGAAAAACCUAUUUCUGAGGAUCAUGACUGGGACACCACAAAGGGGCUAAACUUGCAUACAAGACCUGAGGAAUCUGCCGGAACAGUUACUAAUGAUAAUGAGAUUGUUUCUCAGUCAGAGUCUGGUGUCAAGAUUGAAGGAAUAGCUGCAGUAUCUACAGAAGAGCAUGACAAAGAGGAAGCAAUGUCAUUAAGCAGAGGGGAUUACCACACAGCCACUUCUGAAAAAAACAGGAAAAAAGUUCACAUCAGUCUACAUGCCUCCCUAGAAAAGGAAGGUCGUGAGAAAGGCCAGGAGGAAGAACCUGAAAGGGAGAUGAGACAAGAUACUCCUUUUGUAGAUGGCAAGAGUUUUGCUUAUGCUGAGAUUUAUGAAAUAAAAAACACUAUGGAGGUGGAGCAACAAUCUUUUGGCUCCAGUCAUCAGCAUAAUCAGCUCAAGGUGGAGAAAGAGACUGCAGAAGCAUCCUCUGAAAAAGACUUAUCUUCCUCAAGAUGGAAUCAAUUUAAUGUGGAGGCCCAGACGACUUCUGCUGCCUCCCACCUUAAUGAUGAUCCUGAGAAGCAGGCCCCAGAGAAGGCUAGAGAGAAGGAACAAGCAUCUGAAGAAGAAAGAGAGAAACAACACACACCAGAGACAGCAACAACUGAGUCUUCUUCUGGACACCAUUCACCAGAAGAGAAACAUGUCUUCUCAUAUACUUAUCAGCUCGAUAAUAAGGAAGAUGAGAUUGGCACAUCUUUUUGCAGUAAACCCUCAGGGCAGCAAUUAGAUGAUGAUAUUGUAUCAUCUGAGCAUUCUGACAAAAGUAGCCCUGUUCCCUGCAAAUCAGUGAUGAGUUACAGUGAGAAAAAGCAAGCUCUGGAGAUGGGAGAUAAAAGGUUGUCAGUGGAAGGAGAGGAUGAAGAAGUUGAAGUAGAGGAGGAAGAGGAGGAGGGGACAGGAGUGGAAGAGGGAGCCAGUGACUCAGAUUUGGAGAAAGGUGCCAAAGAGAAGUCUGAAAAAGAAUACUUAAGUACAUUUGGUGACCCUAUCAGCUCAAAACUCUCAGAGGUGAAAGAGACAGAGAAGAAGGACAUUUCCAGUGAAUCUGAGUUGGAUAGUGGACCAGGAAUGCCUUCCACAUCUGCUUUGUCUGAGCCCUGCAGCAGUGACCAGAGGAUUAAGACUGAACACCAUGCUCUCAAAAGCAAGUCCCUUUUCAAUGAAGACAACAUUGGUAUGGAACAAACAGGAUCUCAAGGAUCAUCUUUUGGACCUGAAUAUUCUUGUAGUGGGGAUAGCAAAGAUCCUACUCUCAUCAGCCAGCUAGACCAAAAAGAGCAGGAUGAUAAAGGUCCUGCUCAUUUAGACUCCCCAACACCAGCUAAGCCUAGUGAAGCUAAGUACUAUAAUAUGCAAGAUGCAGCUGAGAAAUGUAAAAAUGAGGACUACUGUGACACCUUACAUCAAAAAGCAGGGGACCCUGCUUCGUUAGAAUUUAACUGUGGUACAACACCUGUCACUGCAUAUUGUUCCUCCUUUCCCUCGACCUCUGCCUCUGCAUCCCUCACAAUCAGUCAUCAGUUUAUGGAGGAGCCAGAACCACUUGCCACCACCUCUGACAUGCCCUUCAAGCUUGAUCCUGACAGUGCUGACUUACAAUAUUCCUCCUUCAAAGAUGAGCGCCCCCUAACAUUGGGGUCUCCUUUUUCAUGUUCUGGGGGAUUGGUGAAGGAUGAGUACCUGGAGGUGCCUGAAAAACUGAAAACCACCACCACAACUGCAGAGACAUCCUCUGACCUUGUGACACUGUCUCCACCCAGUCCUUGUGAGGAGAUCAAGCAUCUCCCAUCAGCUGAGGAUAAGACAGAGCAAACAGGUACUACCAGAGCUGCAGCAGACCUAGUACAGCAUGAAUGGUCCUGCAAGCAUGAUGGCGCUGACGACUCAGUGCUGCUCACAGACCCUGAGUCUGCUGCACCUUCCUCACAACAGUCACUGUCUGUGCAGGGUGAGCAAAUGGCUCGAGGUCUGUUUGAAGUCUCUCCAUUGCCGCAAGCAGACUCCUCUGAUAAAAAUGCAUCAACAAAGGCUGAAGGUUGCGAUGAAGAGGCAUACACAUGCAAAAUGGAACAAAGCACCUUACCAUGCCAAGUUGAAUGCCAGAAGGACACAGAGAUGGAGAGGAAGCUGAGUGUUAUAGCUGAGCAGGAGCCACAGCAGCAGGCAGAAGUGUGUCCCUGGGACUCGCCUCCACUUUACCAAGAUGAUGAUGAUGACUGUGAGGAUGACAAGAGGGACCUAGACUGCCCAGCCCACUCAAUAACUCUGGCAUCAGCUGACCAGAUAUUCCAUUCAACUAUUUCCCCAGAUGCACCUCAGAAACCUGGAGAUGACUCAGACCAUCCUGCUGCCAUCUGUGUGGGGGCUACAUCCUCAUACACAGCAGGCUUUUCUUCCUGUGAGUACAAGCACUGUAAAGGAGAGAUCUCUCCCUCAUUCAUAAACCUCAGCCCACACCAGCUGUCCAGCACUGUGGAGGGAGAGGACAAAGGGACAGACAGAUCAGAGGAGGAGGACCACUGCCAACAGACAUCCAAGGAGAGGAGGUCUCACAAACUUCAGCACCACCACCACACUCACAGCCAGCAGGGUGACAGUGCCUUUAUGACGUCAGGUGUGGUGGUUCUGGCUGGAGAGGACACCCCACCCACAUCUGUGAGUGAAUCUCUGCCUACGCAGUCUGACUCUGAUGUGCCGCCCGAGACAGAAGAGUGUCCGUCCAUCACUGCAGAGGGUAACCUGGAUUCUGAUGAGGAUGCAGAGCACUUGCCAGUGGAUAAGUUGGCUGUGGCUGCUGCAGGUGGAGGUAACCACCACUCGUCCUUGUCAAAGCCCUUGGAGAGGAGCCAGGACCCUCUGCCCACACCAAUGGUGGAUCCACCCCCUUGUUCCCCUCACCCUGAUGUUUGCAUGGUUGACCCGGAGGUUCUGCUGAAUGACCAGAACUGCGGAGGAAGACUCUUUAAGAAGGACAUGAAGACCAACAAAGGCCUGCGGAAGUCCCUGGGUAAGCUAAAGUCAGCCUCUCCAGUCUGUAGAAGUGACUCCAAAGCAAAGAGAUCUCCCAGCCAGGUGAAACAGACCUCCAAAGACUCCUCGCCUCGGUCUUCCUUUCAGAGAGGGAAGGAAGCAGAGAAGACGCCCAAACAGACAAGAUCAUCUGAUGGUCUGGGGUCACGGGGGGAGGAAAAGGAUGAUGUGUUUAGGUCUAGCCACAACCCAGGGAGGAGUCUGAUCAAUGGGAUCAAGAGCAACACAGGCUCAGUCUCUCACAAGUCCAAUUCUGCUGGCCCACCUUUCUAUGUGGACCUAGCCUACAUCCCCAACCACUGCAGUGCCAAGAAUGUGGACCAGGAAUUCUUCAAGCGGGUGCGGGCCGCCUACUAUGUAGUGAGCGGUAACGAUGCAGGCAGUGGGGAACCAAGCCGUGGAGUUCUGGAUUCACUCCUGGAGGGCAAGGCCCAAUGGGGCUCUAAUCUCCAGGUGACACUGAUCCCAACCCACGACACAGAGGUGACGCGGGACUGGUACCAGCAGACCCAUGAGAGACAGCAAGAGCUGAACAUCAUGGUGUUGGCUAGCAGCAGCACCGUUGUCAUGCAGGACGAGUCCUUCCCAGCCUGCAAGAUUGAGUUCUAAAGUCCCGCUCCACCUCUGUCCUCUGUCUGUCCCUCCAUCUGUCCCUCUGUCUGUCUGUCUGUCUGUGCAAUGGGAGACAGGGUCACUCUCUGGCCUUCUGCAGUAAUAUCCACAAUGAUGCCCACACACUCUCGGCUCCACCAUCUUUCUAUGCUUAUGCAUUUAUUACCAGACUCCCUAAUGCGUGCGCCAAUAUGAUGUUUGGUCCCCAUCACUGGUCUCAGACCACCAAACACAUGCAAACAUCACACCAGAAAACAUGUAUAAGUACACACAAGCUCCUCUGAAAAUGCAAGUCCAUGGGAGAGAGAGUGUGUGUCUCUGUCUCUCUGAGAACAGAAGUUUUCACAAGGAGCAAGAGUCAGCUCACUUCAGAAUAGCACAAUUAUGAGUUACACAAUGUAUUUUGAGACAAUGGAUGCCUUCAAACUAGUUGAAUAAUUGUAUAAAAUACCUCUCUUUGAAUUAGUCUCAGUCAAAGCAGUUGUACCCUCUCUGGUAUUUCAGAAAACAUCCAACAACUCGUGUAAAAAAACACCUCUCCAAUAGCUGGGUAGAUGAAUUUUAAGAUCAACAAUUUUAAAUGAUUUAGAGGGAAUCUACUGACUUCUUCUAGUACUACCUCUAGUACUAUCUCGCCUACUCUACAAGCGGAAGUAGUGUACUGACUAAAAUGUGUACCUUUUGAAGUACACUGUUGCUAGAUUCUGUCACUUGUUCUCAUUUGGACAUUGGUUUCCAAACUUGUGUGCCAUUUCUCCAUCUGUAUCCUGAAUGGGAGUAACCCACAGGACAAUCUUGUGCCUGACACUGAUGGCACAGAAAACUGUAGAUGCCAGCCAGAGGAGACUCCAAAAGCUUGUUGUUAGCAUUAAUCAACUACAACAGACAUAAGGGACAUAACUACAGAAAGGGUAUUUUAAGUCCUAAGAUAUAUAUGUGGUAAAACACAAGAACCACAUUUUGUCUUGCUCUACCUACUGUUUCAGGAAUGUGCUGUACCAUUUCUGUGUUCAGUAGUGCAAAAUAUUAACCAGUGUACGAUUUCUUGAUUGCAGUACAAACAGUUUGAUUGCAUUCAGAUAGGCUUUCCCUCUGUGGUGGGGUGAUUUUACUUAUGGGAGGUCUUCUCUCAGAAUGUGUUGCAUGAGCUCAGCUCAUGCAAAAUGAAAUGCACUAUAAUGAAAUGAUUGGUUUGUUUGUUUAUUUAGUUUUCUUCUCUGCCAUGUAUGUCAUCGUAUUUUUAAGACAUGUAGUUGGAGUUGAGAAAGUCUGUUAAAAAUGUAAAAAUAAAUACAAAACACACAAACAAGCAGACAAACAUUAGCUCAGUAUCUGUAAGUUUAUGCGUUGGAAACACCUGGCUUCUAUCCACCCACUACUGCGAUUUUACUGAAGUCAGAUAUUGAUGACCAGAUGAGUUUUUUGUUUCUGGCAGUAGAAUCUGCAGGUCAUGGUUGAUGUCCAUCUGCUCCAGGUUUGGGGAAAUGAUAUUUGCACAUACUCUUGCACAGACCUAACUAUGCCACAGCCAGCUAGUGCAAUGUCUUGUGAUAAUAUUCUGUCCCAAACUCCUUCAAGCAGGUGACUGUACUUAGCAAAUACAUCAAUAAAAUAUAUUAUAAAGACAAUGCAUUAGAAGUAUAAUAAUUGCUGUUGUAAAGUAACAAUUUAAAAAUAUGCUGUGACAUUUUGCAGCACAGAGACUAAUUAGCCAUUGGUUGAUACAAUAUUUAGCAUUCUCACUUCCCACCUUUGUGAUGUUUCUCUUCAAAGGGAUUUCUAGUACAUUUACAGUACUAGUACGUUUAAGCUUGCUAAUGUAAAACCUUCUGGUCAUACUAAUGUAGAAAAAUGCUGCAGUAUGUUUUCAUAUAUAUUGUGUAUUUCAUGGAAUUAGAAAAUACUUCAAACAUUUAAUAGAUGUUGGAAAUAAUAAUAAUAAUAAUAAUAGUAAUAAACUCUGCACAGUCUCAAACAUUGAACAUUCAACUAGCCCCAUUGCAGACUUGAAAUGUUUUUGUGGGAUAUUGUAUAAUUGAAUCCAGUAUUUUUUUGGUCUAUUUUGAGAGCAGUUAUUGUGUGUAGGAAGUGAUAUUAGGCUUAAUAUAAAGAAAGUCCACAGCUGUUCAAAUGUGUCUCCUGAUUGUGUGUCUGAAUGAGAGGAGGCUGUGGUUGAUACACUUACAUCUACGCAAAUGUAGCAAUAGAAGCAGUUUUUCCUCCGCUACGAUCUGACUGAAACCUGUCAGUACUGUGGAGCAUGGCAGGCUUGAAUUGUGGGUUAUUUGUCUGAGGCUGUGUUCCUGAAGUCAUACACAGAUGAUCCUGAGGUGAUAUACCUGAGGUUAUUACCUAAGGUUGGAUUGUACCCAAAGUUGUACACCUGAGGUUGUACAAGAGAGGCUGUGUUAUUGAAGUGAUAUACCUGAGGUUGUGUAUCUGGGGAUAUUUGUAUAUGUUAGGGGUAUGAUGGUCACCUAAACGUGCCUUGAGGUUUUGGUCCUGUGGGAGUGAUGGUGGAGCUCCCAUUUCUGAAACAAGGAGGCCUUAGUCAUAGAAGCAGCGUUGGGUUGGGUUGCACAAAGAUCAAAGAUUGUAGCAGGGCAAAAACUGUCAUUAAAAAUAGUAUUUGCAAUGAGCAAUAUAUUGCACCAAGCAGAAUUGCACUGUGAUAGUUUGGACAUAAAAAAGUCCAAGAAAGAAGAAUGUACUGUCAAUGCUGUGAGAGUGAAGCACAGAGUCAUGUGUGACUAUUUCUAAUGCUGAAAUACAAGAACCUGAAACUACAUUGCAACUGUAUGUGCACUAGGUGUAUAUUAAUAAGCAAGCAUGUAAUGCUUUUGCCUCUAUAAUUGAUCAUUAAUAAGUUUGAAAUUCUAAAUAUCUUUCAUCACC